Molecule: messenger RNA, 3988 nt
Organism: Brassica napus (rape)
Lineage: Eukaryota; Viridiplantae; Streptophyta; Magnoliopsida; Brassicales; Brassicaceae
Product: protein HOTHEAD-like
Exons: 3
Coding region: 21-995 (324 amino acids)
Molecular function (GO): flavin adenine dinucleotide binding; oxidoreductase activity, acting on CH-OH group of donors
Source: RefSeq, a predicted model, not a curated record
AAAAUAUAUGUUUAAUUAACAUGUUUGACCCCGUCCACGUGGAUACGGAGCGUACACUCUCUCAAAACGCUACAGUUUUGGUUCUUGAACGCGGCGGCUCGCCUUACGAUAACUCGACGGCAACUGAUAUCGGAAACUUUGCCAAAACACUCUCAAACACAUCUAAAUCGUGGUCGCAGCUUUUCGUAUCCGAAGACGGCGUCUACAACACACGUGCGCGCGUCCUCGGUGGAGGCUCGGUGCUAAACGCUGGAUUCUACACGCGUGCGGGGGAUGACUACGUGAAGGAGGCCGACUGGAUGAGCGAUGAAGUGGAAGCUGCUUACGGGUGGGUCGAGAAGAAAGUAGCGUUUAAACCUCCGAUGUUGGGAUGGCAAACCGCGUUGAAGGACGGGCUUUUGGAGGUUGGAGAGUUUCCUUACAACGGUUUCACGUACGAUCAUAUCAACGGGACCAAGAUCGGUGAUACAAUCUUUGAUGAUGCCGGUCAAAGACAUACGGCGGCGAACCUGUUGGAGUAUUCUAAUCCGAACAGCAUUGCUGUCUAUUUGCAUGCUACUGUUCACAAGAUCCUCUUCACCACCAAAGGAAGGCCAAGGCCAAAAGCAUACGGAGUGAUAUUUCAAGACGCAAAUGGACUGUUACACAAAGCUGAGCUGGCGAAAAACGCAAUGAACGAGGUGAUUUUGUCGGCGGGUGCCAUUGGGAGCCCGCAGCUGCUGAUGCUUAGCGGCGUGGGUCCUAUGGCUCAUCUUGUGGCUCACGGGAUUAAACCGGUGGUCUUAGACCAUCCAAUGGUCGGGCAAGGGAUGGGAGAUAAUCCGAUGAAUGCCAUCUUUAUUCCUUCUCCUACUCCCGUAGAAGUUUCUCUAAUACAAGUCGUUGGGAUCACAAAGUUUGAUAGCUACAUCGAAGGAGCUAGUGGUGUAAUCUUCUCUUAUAGUUGGACUCGUAAUUUUUUCGAUGGCGUUUUGAAUUAUUUUAACGAGGUAUAAUAAACAUAACUUUAUUAAACGUUAUUACAACUUUAUUAUUUACUAAUGAAAUAACUAUAUGCUAAUGUUUUUUUACCUUGUUUUGUUUUGACUGGGUAAGAUGCAGACAAGCCGUACUACCACUUCCACAUCACUCUCGACUCAGUCCAUCACCGACUUUUUCAAAUCCAUAAAUCCAUUAUUAAAUGCAACCAUAAAAGCUGGUUUAAUCCUCCAGAAAGUCGCGGGACCAGUCUCUAGAGGUCACUUGGAGCUAAGGAACAUAAACCCAAAUGAUAAUCCUUCAGUGAGAUUUAAUUACUAUCAGGAGCCAGAGGAUCUAGAGAAAUGUGUUGAAGGGAUUGCAACUAUCAUUAAAGUGAUUAACUCGAAGGCAUUUUCCAAAUUCAAGUACCCGGAAGCGACCAUACAUGGCUUGCUCGAUAUAAUACGGAGCGUUCCAACUAAUCUGAGACCGAGGCAUGUAACCUCGGUGCUUAAUUUAAAACAGUUUUGCAUCGACACUGUGAUGACUAUUUGGCAUUACCACGGAGGUUGCCAAGUUGGAAGAGUGGUAGACAAGAAUUACAAAGUUUUAGGUAUUGACGGUUUAAGGGUUAUCGAUGGAUCAACAUUUCUCAAGUCUCCGGGGACGAAUCCUCAAGCUACGAUUAUGAUGCUUGGAAGGUAUAUGGGACAAAAGAUUCUUCGAGAGAGGGAGGUUUUCCGCAAAAGGAACGAAGAAACAUGAGAUAUUACUUUUUGAGAUAUAUGCUAAAAGAAUCAUGGACUUGAAUUAUUUUAAUCAAUGUAUGCUGAGCUAAAAUAGUCUUAACGUGUACAUCAAUCCAUGUUCUGUUUCUAUUAUGUAUAAUAAUGGUGGAAUCUUUGAAAUUCAGAUGGUUAGUGUGCGUAGUAUAUGCUUUGAUUUGAAUCUUGCCUAUUACACUUUCAAAGAAGUGGCUUGGAAAGUGAAGCAUCUGCUAUAUGUGAGGAUAAUACUUAGAGCAUAUGCGGUUGCUCGAAUGGUUUAUUCUUGGUUAUAUAAAUUGCAUAGACGUUGUUAAAAAAAUUGUAACGACCCGAUUCCGGUCUCGGAACUCGUUAGCCGGCUAAGGCCCAAGCAAUACCCGAGGCCCAAGAUGUUUGUCUAUAAAUACUCCUCCCAGCCUUAUUUUCUCCACCUGCAAAGAAACAAGAAUCAGAAAUUUUAGAAAAAAAAGAAAGUUCAUGAAAGAGUAGUUUGAUCUCUUGCAAGCUGAGCCAUCGCCGGAGCUCAUCACGACCACCGCACGCCGAGAAGUCGACAAGCUCUUCACCACCGUUCACCGCAGCUGAGAACCGCCGGAAACCGCCGCCUCUUAAGCUUUGUUUUUGUCCGUUCAGUAUAUCGGCCAUAUCUCUCUAACCGUUGAGAAUCUCGCGCAUGGAAAGCCACCAUCGUACUCCUCCGGUCGAGACGAAGGCGCAGCCACCGACCACGCCGCAAUCGGAGUCCGGAUGAAGCUGCACGCUCCGUUCAAACUUUCGCCUCCGCUCGCGCGUGACGGCCACGCGCCGCAGCCGGAAAUCGUCUCCGCCGCUUUAGCCGCCGUCCUCCGCCGCCGCCAGACCGUCGCCGAGCCGCCGCUUCGCCGCUACCGAAACGCCACCGGACCACCGUGACUUGCUGCCGCCGGCCGCCGUGACUCGCCGGUGACUCAGUGAGUCAACUUGUUGACCGGUUUAAAUUGAAUUCGAAAUCGGUUAGGGUGAGCCGGUCGGUUAAGUAAAAUUGAUUUUUGGUCAAGGGUUGACCGUUGACCAGCGAGUUGACUUUUCCAUAAACCUUGACCAUACCUGUUUUAAACCGUUCGAAAGGCGUUGUGACUCGAUUUAUCGCCCUGAUUUUAGAUUUGGAGUCUAUUUGAGCAUCCGGAGUUCAUAGACACAACUUCUUCUUGUUGCUAAGGUGAGGGCUACUCCGAUUAAAUCCCGAACUAGUUUAGUACUACCGUUAUGGAAAGUCUAGUUUCGAAACAUGAUCCGUCUCUGUGAAUCGAGUCUGUUUGAGAGUUUUGUUUGUUUAUUAUUGUUAUUGAUUGUUAAACCGGAAACAGAAUAAUAGGGGAUUCAACGAUUGAUUGAAAUGAUUGAUGUUAAGAACUGUUAUAUAUAUAUAUAUAUAUAUAUAUAUGUAUAUAUGUGAGUCCAUGUGUUGAGAUUGUGGGGUGCAGAGGUGUCUGCACUAGGCCGCGGGAUUUGUGGGGUGCAGAGGUGACAGCACUAGGCCGCGGGAUUUGUGGGGUACAUAGACAUUUGUACUAGGCCGCAUGUUUGAGAGAUUGCGGGGUACGGAGAUAUUUGUACUAAGCCGUGUGUUUAGCGGGGUACAAAGACGUUUGUACUAGGCCGCUUGUUUGUGGAGAUUGCGGGGGUACAGAGUGGACUACUGUACUUACGACGCUUGCAGAGUUAUAUAUAUUUAUAUCCUUAUGAGGAAAUGCGGUAUGCUAUCAUCGUAUUGGUUGUAGCAUGUCUAGUCCACUAGACAUAUAUUGAUUGUUCUGUGUGGUAUAAUAGGCACCGUGAUUGUCUCAUGCUAGAGCUAGGCCUACAUAGUUGUAGGACUAUGAACUGAGUCAGUGGUUUGCGGUUUAGCAUCCCAUACCUCACUGGGCGAUUCCCCUGUCGCUCACCCCACCUUCUUUCCCCUCUCAGGUGAGACCGAUGAGCAGGAGUGAUUAUAUCGGACCGAUGCUUUUGGGCUUUUGGGUUUUUACUACUAUCGGGCUUUGGACUUCUAUCACUUUUAUCGUUUUAUCGCUCUUGGGCCUUUGAGCUUCUAUCUAUCAUUUAUGUUAUUUCGUAUUUUGGACUUUCGGUAUAUGUCGUACUUUAUGUUUCGGAUGUUAUCGUUGUUGGCCCUGUAGGCCUUGUGGUAUCGUAUUGACUUAUAUUUUGUACAUAUAUUUUGUAUAUAUAUUGUAAAUAUAUAGUAAAAACUCUAUAAAUUAAUAAUGUCGGGACUAUGG